ACAGUCCGUGGUUGAAUUCCAAUGUUAACAUAAACUGACAGUAGUUGUGGACGAACUAUCUAACCGUAGGUAUUUAAAUAUGUGCUUAGAUAGUUUGUGAUGUAGAACUGCAGACAUGGAUCAAGGCAACUGGUAUACAUUUUUGAAAUAUUUAGGAUUAGUUGUUGGCUGUAUUGCUAAAUUUACCAGUGGGUCACUGUUUGUAUUCAGUGCGUAUCAAAAUGCCAUCAAGGAAACAUUUAACUAUACACAAACGGAAGUUGAGUUAUUGUCAUCAUGUCUAAAUCUUGGACUUGGAACUGGAUUUUUACCAGGAAUGAUUUUUGAUAAGUUUGGUCCACAUUUAACUUCCGGUAUUGGGCUAAUCAUAUCCGGUGGAUCUUAUUUCCUAAUAUGGAGUACAACGAAAUCUGUGAAGUUUUACGAACCUCGAUCAGGGUUGAUGGCCUUUUAUUUCUAUUUAGCAGGCUUUGGUUCCUUAUUUAGUUACAUGGCAGCAUUGAAUACAAAUGCUAUUAAUUUCCCUGCUAAACAUCGAGGAAAAGUGAUAAGUUUAUUAAACGCGUUUUUCACUGGAAGUCCGUCUGUUUUUGUGUCUAUUUACUACAACGUUUUUUCUGAUGGUGAUUACAAUAUCGUCAAAAAUCAACAUUAUGAUAAACUGAUGUUUUUCUUUGCUAUUUUAUUUAUAGUAAUGAAUGCAAUGUGUAUAGUUUGUUUACAUGAUCUAUCUAAACUACAAGGACCAGAAACUAAAAGUGCAUACACUGUAGAGAAUAGUACCGAUUCUAACCAUGUACAAUCUGGUAUGGAUUCCGCUGUAAAUAGCAUUGAAGGAUCCAAGAAAAAUACAGAAGAAAGAAAAGAUGAUUCUAUAAAAUUCAUAUUGUUGUUAAAGGAUCCCAGUUUUCAUCUGUUGGCCUACACUUUUAUGUCUGCUGCAAUUUUAUCCUUGGUAAAUACUAAUAAUUUAACAGUGCUAACCAAGUCUGUUGGAUUAAACCAUUUUGAUAAUACCUUAUUAUUAGUGAUGCCCAUAGUAAAUACCAUCAUAAGCUUUCUCAUUGGUCCGGUUUCAGAUAAAAUUAAGGGCAAGAUUCCACGUUUGACUCUUUUAGUGAUAGGAUGUGUUUUUUUCACUGCAUCUGAGUUGGUGUAUGUGUUUUUCGGAACCUAUCUUGCAGGAGUGAUCUGUAGUGUAAUAAUAACUGCAUUUGGUAUUGGUACACUAUGGUCUUUGGUACCAACUAUUGUUAGUGAAAUGUUCGGUAUACGUGAUUUUGGUCGAAACUGGGGCUUGCUGCUGAUGUUAGCUGGGGUUGCAGGUUUAGGGGGCCAAGCUAUAUUUGGUUUUCUCUAUGACUCUAGAGUAAGGUCAGACAAUAUCUAUUGCUAUGGUAAAGAUUGCACUAUUUAUGGAUAUAUUUUAAUGGCGGUUUUAGGAUUAAUUUCCAUAGCACUGUCGGCAAUUCUUGAUAUAAGACAGCGAUAUAGAGAGAAAUACAAUCAAAUAUUAUAG
Messenger RNA from Lottia gigantea (owl limpet), 1519 nucleotides. RefSeq lists its product as hypothetical. Gene Ontology annotation, molecular function: transmembrane transporter activity. NCBI's taxonomy places the organism in Eukaryota, Metazoa, Mollusca, Gastropoda, Lottiidae. Gene Ontology annotation, biological process: transmembrane transport. Gene Ontology annotation, cellular component: membrane. Bases 116 to 1519 code for a protein of 467 amino acids. The record is from RefSeq and is a predicted model, not a curated record. The transcript has 4 exons.